CAAUAUUUAUAUUUCACGUAGUCCCCGAUUUUCUAACCUAACAAGUCAUAACAAGCUGUGUGCAAAAAUAAUGCAAGUUUAAACAUGUCUAAAGGGCAGUCCUUAAUGAUUGUAAGCUUUUAACUAUUAAAAAAAUCUUUUUUCAAAUGAUGACCCACCAAUAGUGACAAACUAACCUCACUAUUGACAAGGUGUUGAAAUAAUUUGACAAAAACCCUUUCCUUCGAUUAAAUUUUUUUGAAAACUGGAGAGACCAAUGAGAAUUUUAACUCGGCUGUUUGGCGCUUUUUUUCGAGCUUUUUUCUUACCUUUUUCGCAAGAUGCCGGUAGCAGUGUGGCAGGUGCUAAGAAUUGGCGGCAAAGAGCUAUUGUCAACACAAAUUCGCGCCCGUUUUCCCAGACCGUUAGCAGCAGCCGUUAGGAACAGUUCGGAGAAACCCCCAGCAGAAACUACAGCCCCAAAGAUGCCUUCUACAAGUCUUGUGUUGAGAUACACCAAAGUGGUUCCUGAAGCUUACCCACCAACUAAAGGCUCCCUAAAAGCCGCCGGUUAUGACUUAAAAAGUGCUUACGACUGCACAGUUCCCGCGCGCGGCAAAGCAUUAGUGGACACAGGCAUCAAGGUACAACUUCCUGAAGGCUGCUAUGGAAGAAUUGCCCCCAGGUCGGGUCUUGCAGUCAAGAAUUUCAUCGACGUUGGAGCUGGAGUUGUCGAUGAGGACUAUAGAGGGGUCAUCAAAGUCGUGUUAUUCAACCACUCAGAUACCCCUUUUGAGAUUAAAAGUGGAGAUCGUAUCGCACAGUUUAUCUGUCAACGUAUUUAUUACCCCGACAUCGAAGAAGUGAAGGAUUUAACUGAAACUGCUCGUGGAGAAGGGGGCUUCGGUUCAACUGGUACCAAUUAGUUUUAGCAGUAUUUUAAUGUUGUGUUUGCUGUAUUAUGUUCGUUACCGUUCUUACUUACUUUUAAAUAAAUAAUCGCCUCAUUUUACCCAAAAA
Molecule: messenger RNA, 999 nt
Organism: Zophobas morio
Lineage: Eukaryota; Metazoa; Arthropoda; Insecta; Coleoptera; Tenebrionidae
Product: deoxyuridine 5'-triphosphate nucleotidohydrolase-like
Exons: 3
Coding region: 321-905 (194 amino acids)
Biological process (GO): dUTP catabolic process; dUMP biosynthetic process
Molecular function (GO): magnesium ion binding; dUTP diphosphatase activity
Source: RefSeq, a predicted model, not a curated record